GAGCUGGCCGGGGACCAGAGCCCUGAAGAUGGUCAACCACUGCUGCGUGCCGGGCUGCAGGAGCGAGGCCAAGCGGAGCACCAAGCGCUUCCACAGGUUCCCCAAAGACCUGAACAUCUGCAGGCUGUGGCUGAUUGUGAUGAAGCACAGACUCUCCUCCACAGAGAUCCUUAACCGGGAGAGUGUGAAGCACCUGCGGGUCUGCAGCGACCACUUCUGCCCGGAGGAUUACCGGGAACGCUCCUUAAACAACGCCCUGAACUCCGCGGCCGUCCCCUCCGUGUUCUCCUGCGCUCCCGGAGCUCCGAGCAGAGGAACCGCGGAGGAGGCACUUACUGAAAAACCUGGUACACCUACUCAGCUCUCAGUAUAUUCGGAGGUGGAAGUGAAACCAUGGCGUAAAGCUGUCAAGAGUCUUCAAACAAACCAAGGAACUAGUGUUUUUAAGAGUAAUGAGGUUUUGGUGAACACCCAGUGUUUGCUGGAGCUCUUCCAGUACUGCUGGCUCUGUCAGAUUGAGUGCUGUAUUACCAUCGAGGGCCACGAGAGGCUGUUUUCAGUAACUCAGGAGUGUCAGAGCUGUGGGUUCCACAAGCAGUGGAGGAGUCACCCAACUCCUGCUGGUGAAGCUGUAGGAGCCUUUAAAAUAGAAAACAAACAGCAGGAGGAAAUAAUUCAAGAAGACCAUGAGGAUGAGGAUGCACCUACGUACCCAGAGAAAGAACAGUCCUCAGAGCCUGGGGGUGAGGAUGAAGAUGAGGUCAUGAUCCAGAUCGUGUCCUCAGAUAACGAAGGCACUGAUCAAAACUGUGAUCAAGUGUUCAUCAAGAAGGACGGAUCGUAUUUACCAAAGAAAGACGAGAAAACGAGGGAAUUGGAAGAGGCGCAGAAAAAGAGUAGUGGAAACAGAAAGAGAAGGUCUGAAAGUUGGGACAGUGUGGAUGAAGGGGCUGCAGACUCUGAUGUACCCAGGGAUGAGGGUGUCUUUAUUUUGGAAGAGGUGGAGAAAACUGAUUCGGGAGAGAGGGAGAACAGGAGGCAGGAUCAGAUGGAUGUGGACGUGGCUGCAGAUGCUGAAGUAUCUGCUGAAGUAUCUGCUGAUGUAUCUACUGAUGUAUCCAAGGAUGAAGGUGUGUUCAUUAUGAAGGAGGUGGGUACCAGGGACAUGGGAAAGGUGGGGCCUCGGAGGCUAAAAGAGGCUAAAAGUAUGGAUGAAGGGGUUGCAGUGGCUGCAGUCUCUGAUAGAUCCAAGGAUGAUGAUGAUUGUGAUGGUCUUAUCACUGUGGUUGAUAAGGAGCCUGAGAAAAGGAACACCAGGAUGAGGAAGGCUAAGAAUCAGGGCAGCUUUUAUGAACUGGCUGUAGAUUCUGACUUUUCCAUGGAUGAAGAUCUCUUUGGCGUGGACGAGGAGGAGAAAAAGGACACGGGUAAGAGAGGCAAGUCUAAGAGACAAGAUAGUUCAGAUGAGUGGGAACCACGUUUAGACGAUAUGGCUGCAGAUGCAGACAUAUCCAUGGAUGAAGAUCUCUUUAGCUAUUUGAUAGAAGAUAGUAAAGGCAAAGUUGUGGUUUGGUGUGAGGUCUGUAGGACGGACGCUAUGCUCUCCUGUUCAGUCAGUCGCCACAAAAAAGUCUACGCCUGUGCUCAGUGUGGUGCUGGCGACCAUAUCGAGAUGCGAAACUUUGAAAACCUUGUUGUGCACUUUAACGACUUUACCAGCUUUCAGAAACAUGCUGAAAAGAAGCAUGAAGCCAAACCGUUUCACAAGCCCUGCCAGGAAUGUGGUAAGUUUAUCCUAGCAGAACCAACAUCUAUGGGUAGAAAAGAUCACAAAUGUGAAAAAAUCAAACAUAUAGUCUGUCCGGAGUGUGGAAAACGAUUCCUCACUGAGAUCGGCCUAAAAAGACACUUCAGUAAACUCCAUAAAGAUGCAGACCACCCAUGCAAGUACUGCUUAAAGCUCUUCAAGAACAGGCCUUCAAAACUGGAGCACGAACAAACCCAUCCGAAAGAGAAAGAGCCCUACAGCUGUCCAGACUGCCCGGAGAGAUUCGAUAACAUUCACAAACGCAACAGCCACCUUAAGCUCCACAGAGGCCCCUAUAAGUACGCCUGCGACACCUGUGGGAAGAGAUUUAGAGACAUUAUAAUGCUGAAGAGACACAAGCUCAUCCACUCUGGAGAAAAACCCUUCAGGUGCCACGUGUGCGAUCGCUCCUUCAACCAGAUCGGAAACCUCAGCUCUCACAUGCGUCUCCACACCGGAGAGAAGCCCUUCAUGUGUGAGCAGUGUGGAGAGUGUUUCAACCACAACGUCAGCCUGAAGAACCACCUGCUGCGCUACCAUUAUUCAGGUUCGCCUCAGACAGAGACUGGGAAGUGGCAAGGUCAUCCACAUGGUAGUGCUCUGAGCGGAGGUGGAUAUUAAAUGGUUUUAGACUCGUAUUUCCUUAGAUAUGAUGUGUAUAUUUUGAUUGUUGCUGCAUCAUAAAGAGACUGAAUGUACCUUCAUUAUGGAGGUUUUCACUAAAAACUGAAUUAUUGAUAUUUUGAACAGUACUGAGACUGAGAAGUAGAGCACUAUCCAGAGAUAAUAGGAUGUUUCCUAAUAAGAGAAAUAUUUCAUGAGUGUCAUAUUUUCCAUUUUUGUCAAUUUGUCAAUCUGCUAAACAAAAACACAUUGUCACUCAGGUGUUUUUUACACCUGUAGUUGGUUUCUCUGGUCCGAAUCAGUCGAUGAGUUUGUUUACUUGGAGCGUUUUCUCCCUCUGUUUGGUCUGGUUUUACACAGGCAUAAGUCUAAACGCACCAAAAUGUGCACUAAUAAGCACGCGAGCAGGCUGUGUCCUUAGUCAGAGCUGUCUGGCGUAUAAAUAUACAAAAAAAAGAGGAGACUGCGUUUGUUCAUAGUUUUGGUAAUCAGUGUUUUUAGGCUAUUAUCAGAUUAAACUGCGCCUUAUCAGCAGUUUAGCUCAAAUAAAUUCACUAUAUUUAAUAUCUGGGUUGAAUUUAGACUAGAUUACAUUUCUCACCACAAGCUAACCUCUCCAGAGUUAAUUCGGGAUGCGCACCCGAGUGCGAUUACACCUUGUUUUUACACCUGCUCAAUCAAACCGCACUAAGGGCGUUUUCACACCAGCACUAUUUGGUCCGGUUAAAACGAACUCUGGUCCGUUUGUAACUUAUGUGCGGUUCGAUUGAGCAGGUGUGAAAACAGUCAUCGCACUGUUUGAACUCUGGAGCGGUUCGCUUGUGGUGAGAACGUGAUCUGGUCUUGAUCGGAUCCAGCUAUUAAAUAUAAUUUAUAUAAUUUAUUUGAGCUAAACUGCUGAUAAAGCAAGCACAGUUUAAACUGAUAUAUUAGCCAGAUAACGCUAAUUACCACAGCUGUGAACAAACACUGUGUCCAUGCACACGCCGUCUGCGCUGCAUUCACUGCUCACAGCCGCGUGACUCUGUUUAUUAUGUAUAAAUCUGCGCUGCACGUAGAAACACUGUGUUUGAAAGCGCAGCGUUUCAGCGUUCGGUGUUAAAGCACAGAUGUUUGCGCUGGAACACAAAAUCUUCUCGCUGUAUUUACUUUUUCGUAUAUUUAUAUUUAAUGUACUCCCGUGUCAGACAGCUCUGACCAAUCAGAGGACACGGGCUGCUCGCGUGGUUUAUUGAUGCGCAUUUUGGUGCGAUUGCAUUUAUGCCUAUGUGAAACCAGACCGAACAGAGCGAGAAAACGCUCCAAGUAAACAAACUCAUUAACUGAUUCGGACCAGAGAAACCAACUACAGGUGUGAAAACGCCCUAACGGAACAGAGUCUGUUUUAACCAGAGGUGGAAAAAGUACUAAAAAUUGUAAUUAAGUAAAAGUAUCUUUAUUUUGCUAAAAUUCUACUCAAGUAAAAGUACCCAUCUAAAAGUCUACUCGAGUAAAAGUAAAAAGUACUUUAAAAUGAACUUUGAGUAAAAGUUACAUAGUUACUUUUAAUUAUUUGAUGUAAAAAAAGUAAAAACAAAUUAUAAAUUAAAUUAUAAAAUUUUAAUGAACUAUUAUUCCACAUAAUAAUUUGGACCUUUCAGGCAGUAUUUGUUCAGACCACCCCAUAAAACAAGUGGCAUAGGUUUCUAUGAUCCAUUUUUUCUUUACUAUUAAAAAGUUAUGGUCAUAUAGGUGACUAUAAACUGUAUUUUUUAUAGUUUUAUAGUUCAAUAUUAUUUUUUAACUUGCUAUUGCUGUGCUUUAACUGCUGUUUACAUGUUUUUUUUAUUGUUUAAUGAUGCCAAUGGUGCCAUUUUUUUUUAAUUCAGACAAUUGCCCCCCCCCCCCAGCAUUUUUUUUACUCAGUAAUGGGGAGUUUUCCAAUGUAGGAAAGUAAAUUACUUGUCUCAAAAUGUACUUGAGUAAAAGUAAAAUUACCUAUUUUAAAAACUACUUUAAAAAUUACAAAUUACUCAUAAAAUCUACUCAAUUACAGUAACUUGAGUAAAUGUAUUUCAUUACUUUCCACCUCUGGUUUUAACAGGACCAAAUAGUGCUGGUGUGAAAACUUUCAGACUUUCAGACCAAAUCAGAGCUGAAAAUAUCAGAUUUUUGUGUUUUUUUGCUAUUCACAUUCACACAAACAACAAAAAAUACUGGAUUUGCCCCUUAUUCACCUGCUAUGUAAACACAGCCUUAUUACAUUCUGUUGUGUUCAGCAUUGAACUGGUUUAAACAGUGAUGAAAGAAAGAAAAGAGAUUGUUCUGUCGUGUUUUUUUUU
This is a messenger RNA of Astyanax mexicanus (Mexican tetra), 4752 nucleotides long. RefSeq names its product zinc finger protein 37. Gene Ontology annotation, biological process: regulation of transcription by RNA polymerase II. Bases 29 to 2428 code for a protein of 799 amino acids. Gene Ontology annotation, molecular function: DNA-binding transcription factor activity; RNA polymerase II cis-regulatory region sequence-specific DNA binding. The record is from RefSeq and is a predicted model, not a curated record. The transcript is spliced from 5 exons. Lineage: Eukaryota; Metazoa; Chordata; Actinopteri; Characiformes; Acestrorhamphidae.